CAGCAGCUCGCUCUCUCGCUCUCUCUCUCUCUCUCUCUCUCUCUCUCUCUCAGCCAUGCAUAGACAGUCUCUAGGCUCGCCGGUUUCCAAGCUCCACAGCCAUGGUGGUGGAGUUCCUAAAGAAGAUUCUCGUGUAACUGAACUCGUUUCUCCAUCUUCUUCUUCGUUCACCGACGACGACCAAAGCAAGACGACGAAGCCUCGCCGCUUCUCGCUCUCACCGCCGCCUUCCUCAUUGUCAUCUCACUCUAAAUCUGAAAAUCUCGUUCACCUCAUUCCUCUUCUCACUCUCUUUUGCUUUCUUGUCCUCUAUCUCUCCUCUCACUCUCCCUCUCAAUCAGAUUUGGCUCAGUUUAACGGAUUCAAGCGGCUUUCAACGCACACAGAUUCCAGUGAAAUGGAAGAUGUCAGCCGAUAUGUUGAGCUGCGGAGAGGCGAUUUUUUGGCGAUUGGAAGUCUGAGAAACUUACAAGAGAUUGAAAAGCAUGCUCCAAAAUAUCGCCCCCACCGAAAAAUCGCCGAUUUUUAAUGCACAUUUCCUGGUUCAUAAUCUAUCCCUUUGCCUUGCUGGCUUGCUCCAGCUCCUUCUUAUCACUCUCGCACGUGUGCUUACGUCUGACUAUUUUUUUCACGUGUGAAAUAAUAUGAAUUCAUUUGUUAGGAAACCAUUUCGCUCAAUUUUAUGGCGCUUGUUGAACUGUUUUUUUGUGUAAAUUUUGUGGAGAGAAAGGAAAUAAAUAAAAAUAAUGAACAUAAUUUGUUAAUAAUUUAAUGUUAACGUGCGCUUGAGAGGGAGGUGGCGUAAGUUAGCGGUAGUGAUUGGAAUCCAGCUGGAUGUUCCGACCGUUAGUUACUGCAACCUCGAGUUCGGAAGACAGCUGGAAUGAUGUGGUGGUGGUGGAACAGAGCGCAUUAACAACUCUUAAAACUCUCCUCUGAGACUAAUCUAACAGUCAGAUGUAGGCUCGUUUGGUGAUGCCUCCAGAGUCCAAUUACACGUGUAAUUUAUAGUAUUGCAUUUUUAAUUUAAGAUAAUUAAAGUUGUUUUGCAUUAUCAUAUUUUAUUUUCCAUGUUGAU
Messenger RNA from Pistacia vera, 1078 nucleotides. RefSeq lists its product as uncharacterized. The transcript is spliced from 3 exons. The record is from RefSeq and is a predicted model, not a curated record. NCBI's taxonomy places the organism in Eukaryota, Viridiplantae, Streptophyta, Magnoliopsida, Sapindales, Anacardiaceae. Bases 56 to 529 code for a protein of 157 amino acids.